Clunio marinus is the source of this 303-nucleotide messenger RNA. NCBI's taxonomy places the organism in Eukaryota, Metazoa, Arthropoda, Insecta, Diptera, Chironomidae. The record is from the annotation of a GenBank genome assembly.
AUGGAUCUUCGGAAUGAGAUGGAAAUUUCCUCCUUUAAGUAUGAAAAACUGAAUUCGGUCUACGUCGGACUUCUAACCAGGGCUUCGGUCCGCACCUAUUUUUCUGUUCCGGAACAGGAAACGGAUCUUGAACGGGACCAUGAACUUGUUCCGGAACAGGAAACGGACCUUAAACGGAUCUCGGAACACGGACCGAAGCGCCGCACCUUAUUUUCUGUUCCGGAACAGGAAACGGACCUUAAACGGAUUUUGGAACACAGACCGAAGUCCGCUUCUAACUUUUAUCGGGGUACGCAAGAAUAA